AAAAAGAAUACAUUCUCUUUUCAUUUUUCAUCACUCUUAAAAUACCAAAAAAAACAUACACAACUGUUAAGAAAAAAAAGAAUAUGGCUUUGGAAAACUGUUUUCAACUGAGCACAGUGUGCACUACUAGAACUGCUGCUCUACAAUGUUACCAUCCAUUUUCUUCAAAGGAAAGGCUUAAUUUUCCGACAUGUAAUGCAUUGAAGAAGUCAUUACUCACAUCAGUCACAUGCUCUUCAUCUUCUUCAUCGUACCCUCAUUCAAUCAGUGUCAAACCCAGAAAACCAAGCAUUGUCUGCAAAGCUCGUGAAGCUGUGGAUGAAGUUCAAGUGGUGACAGAUUCAAACUGGAAUAACCUUGUGAUUGCAAGUGAAAACCCAGUUCUGGUGGAGUUUUGGGCACCAUGGUGCGGACCUUGUAGGAUGAUUGCCCCUGUGAUUGAGGAACUAGCAAAAGAAUAUGCAGGAAAGAUCCUGUGCCUCAAGCUCAACACCGAUGACUGCCCCAACAUUGCCACUCAGUAUGGAAUCAGGAGCAUUCCAACUGUGCUGUUUUUCAAGAAUGGAGAGAAGAAAGAGAGUGUAAUUGGUGCAGUGCCCAAGUCCACCUUAUCUGCUACUGUCGAGAAAUAUGUUGAGGCUUGAAGCUUGAAAGAGAAAUGAGAAACAUUACCUUUAGGCAUAAGGACACUAAUAUUGUGUCAAUGAAUUUAUUGUUGAUUCAGAAGGCACUAUUCCAGUAUUCAAGAGCAUUUUCGUAUGUAAAUGUUAACACCAUACUCAUUAUCUCCUUCAUUUGGUACAUGUUAUGUUAAAUAACCUUUUCUGCA
Messenger RNA from Quercus robur (English oak), 829 nucleotides. RefSeq names its product thioredoxin M-type, chloroplastic-like. Gene Ontology annotation, cellular component: cytoplasm. The record is from RefSeq and is a predicted model, not a curated record. The transcript has 2 exons. Gene Ontology annotation, molecular function: oxidoreductase activity, acting on a sulfur group of donors, disulfide as acceptor; protein-disulfide reductase activity. Lineage: Eukaryota; Viridiplantae; Streptophyta; Magnoliopsida; Fagales; Fagaceae. The coding region runs from base 84 to 644 and encodes 186 amino acids.